CUUAAAGCGGAGUAACGUUCACCGAUCUGACGUGAAACCCAGACUUUAAGAGGAAACUCGCGGUCAUGUUUCUUAUAUUUAACUUAAGUAUUAGAGAUGCUUAGCAGGUGAAUAUGCUUAAGGUCGUUUGCCGUCCACUGUAGGUGCUGUAUCGCGAGUUUUACCUCAUCAUUUAUCGCAGGCAAAGCUAAAGCUAGCGGUGCGUUAGCAGCAGCUCGGCGGCUGUGGACAUUAUCUAAUAAAUCAUCGUCUGGUCCGCACUUUGUCCAGAGUUAAUUUAGAUAUCAAUCAAGGCAAUCAUGGCCACUAGGCGUCUGACCGAUGCCUUCUUGUUAAUGCGGAACAAUGCAAUCCAAAACCGGCAGAUAUUGGCUGAGCAAGUGAGUACAUACGACCCCCGUCUGAGUACACGUAGCAAUGCUGCGGAGCUUGAUGAGUUGGCCGAUGAUCGAAUGGCCUUGGUGUCAGGAAUCAGCCUGGACCCAGAAGCUGCCAUUGGAGUCACCAAGAAACUGCCACCCAAAUGGAUAGAGGGAGUCGACGAGAUCCAAUAUGAAAUCACACGGAUUCGGCAGAAGAUGAAGGACCUGGCCUUACUUCAUGACAAACACAUGAAUCGUCCCACACUGGACGACAGCAGCGAAGAAGAGCACGCCAUAGAAAUCACUACCCAGGAGAUCACACAGAUGUUUCACCGAUGCCAGCGAGCUGUGACAGGUUUGCAGUCUCGCUGUGGCCAUUGCACCGAGCAGGAGGAGAGACUAUUGAGAAACGUGGUGUCAUCUCUGGCACAGAGUCUGCAGGAGCUGUCCACCAAUUUCAGGCACACGCAGUCCAGCUACCUAAAACGUAUGAAGAAUCGUGAGGAGAGAUCAAAGCAUUUUUUUGACUCAGGGCCCUUAAUGGAGGAGGAUGAAGAUUUAGCUCUAUAUGACAAAGGGUUCACAGAUGAUCAGCUGAUGCUGGUGGAGCAGAACACAGUUAUGGUUGAAGAACGGGAGCGGGAGAUCCGACAAAUAGUGCAGUCCAUCUCAGAUCUGAAUGAGAUUUUCCGGGACUUGGCUGGAAUGGUGGUUGAACAGGGCACCGUUCUUGACCGAAUCGACUUCAAUGUGGAGCAGGCUUGUGUUAAAACAGAGGACGGACUGAAACAGUUACAAAAGGCGGAACAAUAUCAAAAGAAAAACAGAAAGAUGCUGGUCAUUUUGAUCCUCUUUGUCAUAGUCAUUGUUCUAAUUAUUAUUCUUUUUGGAACAAAGUUUUAGUCAUGCAUUCCUCUGGCUUUUGUUUUCUGUGUGGGUGUUUGUUGUGCAUCUGUGUGGACUUGGACUUGGUCUUGGGUCUACUCAAAAAAAAAAAAGUUGGACUGCCUUUCAUACCCACCAGGAAGCGACAAGAAGAAUUCCAACAUCUCUUUGCAGG
Molecule: messenger RNA, 1422 nt
Organism: Toxotes jaculatrix (banded archerfish)
Lineage: Eukaryota; Metazoa; Chordata; Actinopteri; Toxotidae
Gene: stx16
Product: syntaxin 16
Exons: 9
Coding region: 300-1265 (321 amino acids)
Biological process (GO): intracellular protein transport; vesicle fusion; vesicle-mediated transport
Cellular component (GO): SNARE complex; endomembrane system; membrane
Molecular function (GO): SNAP receptor activity; SNARE binding
Source: RefSeq, a predicted model, not a curated record